Molecule: messenger RNA, 231 nt
Organism: Gaeumannomyces tritici R3-111a-1
Lineage: Eukaryota; Fungi; Ascomycota; Sordariomycetes; Magnaporthales; Magnaporthaceae
Exons: 1
Coding region: 1-231 (76 amino acids)
Source: RefSeq, a predicted model, not a curated record
AUGGAACAGCAGCAAAGCCAAGGCUACACGGCUACACGGGCCGGCCGCACCAAAAGGGCAGAGCCCUUCCCUGCGCCUCCCGCGACUCUAAACAUCAGAUGGGAGUUCAAGGCCCCCUCCCUCUUCCAAAGAACCACCCAAGCUGCCGGAGCAAACACAUGGUGUGCCUGGAACAUCCCGGCCGGCUUCAUCCGCAGAGGCGUUUCCGAUGAUGACUUUUCCUCCCUCUGA